Messenger RNA from Brenthis ino (lesser marbled fritillary), 1440 nucleotides. NCBI's taxonomy places the organism in Eukaryota, Metazoa, Arthropoda, Insecta, Lepidoptera, Nymphalidae. The record is from the annotation of a GenBank genome assembly.
AUGGGAGAUCCUUACGCAUCUAGUGAUUAUACCGGUGGAGGAUAUCCUGCUCAGUACUCAAUGCCCCCACCAACAAUAAGUUCAGGUGAUAGCAGUUAUAACCCUGGACAACAGCAACAAGGAAGUUAUAAUCCAAGUGGUUAUACAGGCCAAAAUUCAGGUCCUGCUUGGAACCAACAAAGUACAGGAAGUUCUAGUGGCGGAAGUUAUGGGGGUAAUCAGCAGGACAGCAAUUACAGCCCCAGUUAUGGGUCAUCUAAUUAUGGAGUUGGGAGCUAUGAUCGCAAUAAUGGUAAUAAUUAUAAUGUAAGUGGAAGUGAACGAGGGGGAAACAGCUAUGGAAACAAUGAUCGUGGAAGUAGUUAUGGAGGAAAUGACCGAGGCAGCAGCAACUAUGGAGGGAAUGAUCGCAGUGGCGGUGGAUCCAACUAUGGGGGAGACAGAGGUGGAAGUGGCUACUCUGGUGGUGACCGAGGAGGAUAUGGAGGAGGUGAUCGAUCAAGCUACAAUAGAGAUGGGGGGAAUAGAGAUGGUGGAUAUGGUGGCGGCGGCAGGGGGGGUGGUUAUAAUAAAGGCGGCGGGGGUGGUGGUGGCUUCAGCGGAGAUCGGGGUGGAGGUGACAUGAUAACUCAAGAGGACACAGUAUUUAUUCAGGGCAUGAAUCCAUCAACUACAGAGGAGGAGUUGUGUCAACACUUUGGAGCUAUAGGCAUUAUCAAGACUGAUAAGAAAACUCAAAGACCAAAAGUGUGGAUGUAUAAAGACAAAGCUACCGGUCAACCCAAGGGCGAAGCUACAGUGACAUACGAAGAUUCUAACGCCGCCUCGUCAGCCAUUCAGUGGUUUGAUGGAAAGGAUUUUAAUGGCGCUACUAUCAAAGUAUCUUUAGCUCAAAGACAAAACACUUGGGGUGGUAAUAAGGGAGGAGGAGGCGGCGGCGGAGGGUUCCGUGGAGGUCGAGGAGGUGGCGGUGGAGGAGGCGGCGGCGGUGGUGGUGGCGGUGGCGGCAGCCUCGGCGGCGGCGGUGGUGGUGGCGGCAGAGGCGGUGGCCCGCCCUCCGGAAACCGCGCCGGCGACUGGCGGUGCCCCAAUCCCAGCUGCGGCAACACCAACUUCUCAUGGCGCAAAGCUUGCAACAGAUGCAAUGAGGAGAAACCAGGCGGUGGCGGUAACGGCGGAAGCGGCGGUGGUGGCGGUCCCCCGCAAGGCGGCCGCGGUGGUGGCGGCGGUGGCGGCCCGCCCGGGCGCGGGGGACGCGGUGGGGGCCGGGGUGGUGGUGGUGGCGGCCGGGGCGGCGGCGGUGGCGGCUGGGGCGGUGGCCGGCCCGACCGCAGCGGUGACCGCGGCGGCGACCGCCGGGGCUCCGGUGGUGGCGGAGACCGGCCCGGCGGUGGCGCCAUUAGAAGCGAUGGAGGGGGCCGAGAUCGUCAAAGACCUUAU